UAAUUUUGCUGUCGACCGCCAUACCAGCGGUUACAAAGACACUGUUCGAGCCGAGUGUCGUGCUGGCACCCGCACAAUCCAAGGCCCACCGUUUCAGGAUAUACAAUUUUUUUGUGUGCCACAACCGACAGCCAUGCUAUUUAGGAGAACGUACAAUUUGUUCCUUCUGAUUCUUGGAAGUUCGCCCUUUUUAAGCAACCAAAUGACAUCGCCGCUGGAGCAGCUCCGAUGGAAUUGGACUCACAGCUGUGCAACUCCGCUGAUGGAACCUGUGGGGGACUGCGCAGUCAACAUCAAUAAGUAUUUCUACAACAAAACAACUAAGAUGUGCGAAAGGUUUUACUGGAACGGCUGCCUGAGGAGAGGUGUCUAUGAAACACGCCUUGAGUGCGCAUUAAGUUGCAACCCUGGAGAAAGCGCCGGGAGGUGCUCACAGACACCACCAAAGGGAUGCUCACCGGACGCCAUGACAUCGAGUUGGCCAUCUCAACCGCCGACGGCCUGGAGACGACGUCCAGCCCCUCUAACACCCUCAGCAAAUACUCAUACUGGAAUGCCCUGGGUAAAGACACGGCCCCUAGCCCCUCUACGGCUGCCGUUGAAGACUCGUCCUGACAGAGCCAUAGCGAUGACCCAGCCCCUAGAGCCUCAGUACCAGUUCGAUGCGUAUUAUUACGACAACGUGACAAGGACUUGCAAGCACUACAAGUUUUGUGGACCUGAGUCAGUGCCCCAGGGCACCAAUUUCUUCACGACCGUGACGGAUUGCAUCAUGGAAUGCGAAGGGUUCCCGAUCGUGAAUACCAGCCGACCGGAUGCGUACAUAGGUCACUGACAAGCCUCUGGUGUUUUCCUGUUGCGAGUGUGGUGCUUAAGUUAGCCUAACUUUUCAGUUACUUCAACCAAGUGUAAAAAAAAAUAUAAUUGACCUAAUUGUUUUAGAGGUAAAUUUAUUCACGGGUAUUACAGGUGGCUUGCUCUGAAGCAUCCACAAAUGGUCGUAAUUAAACCCUAUGACUCAUAAAGGAGCUUCAUUACGACCACGCUGCUAUAACAGUUUAAAUGAAUUUUUCACCUUAUAAUUUGACAGCGUAAUUAAUAGGCUGAGUGUGAAGUGCAAAUUUGGCUGCUUCAUAGAGGAGCGAAAAUAUGACGCGAUUCAGAAAAAAUAAAUUUGACGGUUUGACGUGUCAUAA
Rhipicephalus sanguineus (brown dog tick) is the source of this 1196-nucleotide messenger RNA. RefSeq names its product tissue factor pathway inhibitor. The coding region runs from base 134 to 835 and encodes 233 amino acids. The record is from RefSeq and is a predicted model, not a curated record. The transcript has 5 exons. Gene Ontology annotation, molecular function: serine-type endopeptidase inhibitor activity. NCBI's taxonomy places the organism in Eukaryota, Metazoa, Arthropoda, Arachnida, Ixodida, Ixodidae.